GGGCCACGUAGUUCUGUUAAUGGCGAGGAGGUGAAAAGGGGAAUCUCCUCUCUGCCCAAUAUCGAGGUUCCCGUCUCACUGGAGACAGAAACUGGCGAAGAAUAAGUAGUGUGUGUGUGUGAGAGAGAGCGAGACAGCUCUGGUUAUUUCUUCUCCUGCCUUCUCUCCCGUUGCAUAAUCGUGGAGAUUGUGAAAGUUUGGGUCCAAUUCCCGCGGGGAAGCUUGGUGUUUCUGGACGGUAGGUUGUAUUUUUGUGGGAAAUUUGCUUGUUUCAAGUUUUUCCGAUGGCUUGCGCGUCGAUUCCGACGGUGUACACGGCGAGGAGGAGCGGAUUUUGUGGUGAGAGCCUGGGGUUACCGGCGAUGCUCCUCCGUGGAGGGAAGUUGGGAGUUCGAUGCGGUUUGGAGACAAAGGUUUCGGAUAUGAGUGUUAAUGCUCCGAAAGGUUUGUUUCCACCAGAGCCAGAGCGCUACAGAGGACCCAAGCUUAAAGUAGCUAUUAUUGGAGCUGGACUUGCUGGGAUGUCUACUGCAGUGGAGCUUCUGGAUCAAGGUCACGAGGUUGACAUUUAUGAAUCACGUUCCUUCAUUGGUGGAAAAGUUGGUUCUUUUAUAGAUAAGCGUGGGAACCACAUAGAGAUGGGACUUCACGUAUUUUUUGGUUGCUACAACAACCUUUUCCGAUUGAUGAAAAAGGUGGGGGCUGAUCAAAAUCUCCUGGUGAAGGAUCAUGUGCACACUUUUGUUAAUAAAGGGGGAGAAAUUGGUGAGCUAGAUUUCCGGUUUCCAAUUGGAGCACCAAUUCAUGGAAUUAGAGCAUUCUUAACUACCAAUCAGCUUCAGACAUAUGACAAAGCAAGGAAUGCAUUUGCUCUUGCAACAAGUCCAAUCGUGAAGGCACUUAUUGAUCCUGAAGGUGCGAUGAAGGACAUUCGGGGCCUUGAUAGUAUUAGCUUCUCCGAGUGGUUUUUGUCCAAAGGUGGAACGCGUUUAAGUAUCCAAAGAAUGUGGGAUCCUGUUGCUUAUGCCCUUGGAUUUAUUGAUUGUGAUAAUAUAAGUGCCCGUUGUAUGCUCACUGUUUUUGGCUUCUUCGCCACUAAAACGGAGGCAUCCCUGCUGCGUAUGUUGAAAGGUUCUCCUGAUAACUUCUUGAGUGGUCCCAUACAGAAGUACAUCAUUAGUAAGGGAGGAAGAUUUCAUCUUAGAUGGGGAUGUAGAGACAUUUAUUUUGAUAAAUCCAUUGACGGGGAAACGUAUGUUACAGGCCUUGCACUGUCAAAGGCGACAAGCAAGCAAACGGUGCAAGCAGAUGCAUAUGUUGCAGCUUGUGAUGUCCCUGGAAUAAAGAAAUUGCUUCCAUUGAAGUGGAGACAAUGGGAAGCUUUUGACAACAUCUACAAGCUGGUCGGAGUGCCAGUUAUCACUGUUCAACUUAGAUAUAAUGGUUGGGUUACAGAGCUUCAAAAUGUGGAAAAAUCGAGGCAACUAAGAAAAGCGGCUGGAUUGGAUAAUCUCCUUUACACCCCAGAUGCAGAUUUUUCUUGCUUUGCUGACCUGGCACUCACUUCGCCAGAGGAUUACUAUAUUGAAGGGCAAGGCUCACUGAUCCAAGCUGUGCUGACACCGGGUGAUCCAUACAUGCCUUUUCCGAAUGAAGAAAUUAUUGAUCGAGUACAGAAGCAGGUUUUGUCUUUGUUUCCAUCUUCCCAAGGAUUACAAGUUAUAUGGUCUUCAGUUGUCAAAAUUGGGCAAUCUUUAUAUCGUGAGGGUCCUGGAAUGGAUCCUUUUCGACCUGAUCAAAGGACGCCUGUAAAGAAUUUCUUUCUUGCUGGUUCUUAUACGAAACAGGAUUACAUUGACAGUAUGGAAGGGGCAACUUUAUCAGGAAGACAGGCUGCAGCCUACAUCUGCAACUCUGGGGAGGAGUUGGCAGCUAUCAGGCAGAAGCUUGCUGCCUAUGAGGCCCCAUCAAUUCCAAAAAGUACGAACACAGUUGAUGAAUUAACCAUGGUCUGAAGCCCAAAGUUGGCAUCUGUGUACUCAUGGCCAUCAUUCCUUUAUGUAUUUACUGUAACUUCAUUGUCACAAUUCCAUGUAAUUCUUAUAGUUUCUCUCUCUCUUAACUCUUAAGUAAGUUUUAUAUGAAAAUCCAGAUAGGCAGUGUGAUUUAAACCUAUAGAA
This is a messenger RNA of Nymphaea colorata (pocket water lily), 2180 nucleotides long. RefSeq names its product zeta-carotene desaturase, chloroplastic/chromoplastic. Gene Ontology annotation, molecular function: 9,9'-di-cis-zeta-carotene desaturase activity. Gene Ontology annotation, biological process: carotenoid biosynthetic process. Lineage: Eukaryota; Viridiplantae; Streptophyta; Magnoliopsida; Nymphaeales; Nymphaeaceae. Bases 285 to 2015 code for a protein of 576 amino acids. The record is from RefSeq and is a predicted model, not a curated record. The transcript is spliced from 14 exons.